This is a messenger RNA of Conger conger (European conger), 1045 nucleotides long. RefSeq names its product uroplakin-3b-like. NCBI's taxonomy places the organism in Eukaryota, Metazoa, Chordata, Actinopteri, Anguilliformes, Congridae. The coding region runs from base 65 to 868 and encodes 267 amino acids. The transcript has 6 exons. The record is from RefSeq and is a predicted model, not a curated record.
UGACCCAUAUGGUGUUGUGUUGAAAUGGAACAAAGGACAUAGAACAAAGUGUUACAUAGGUUGUAUGAAUGAAGGUCAACAGUGUGGUGCCAGUUGGCAAAAAGGAGAAUGUGCCGGCGGACUCGCACCUGUAUUUAUAAGGUCUGAUGUUUUAUCAGUGGGCCAGGUUCCUCACAUCCUCCCUCAUGAAGUGAUCGGCCGUGUGACCAGCACUUCCUUUGUGCUAAGCCAACCUCUCUGCUAUUUCAACCAUCAGACAGAACUUCCUUGCACUGUAAACACAUGUGAGAUAUGGUCCGUCAUUGCCUCUGGCCCAGGUGUCCACAACUUCGACCGAGACAAGGUCAGAGUGGCAUCAGGGAUCCUCAGUGCUUCGCCGUACAUGGAUGCCUUCCUGGGUCAGGGGCAGAAAAUGUAUUUUAUCACCAAGUUGGGUGUCCCGAGGAACUUCCCCUGCGGCGACCUGCCAGGGAUCAGGUACUUUAAAGUGGGGGCUGAUGGGAACUGCUCCACCACCAACUGCAAUGGAAUCCUGCCUGCAGGCUCCACUGUCAGAGUAAAGUACAUCCUUAUUGAUCCAGUGACCAAAAAGGUCGUCUCUGAGUCAAAAUGGUCUUUCCCCAUCAUUCUCCUGACAUCCAGGGCCAGCUCCUCCAUUGACGAGUCGAUGUGGAAGCGCUCUGGGGCGAUGGUCGUGAUCACUGUCAUCCUCUCCUGUUCACUGGCAGUGCUGGCACUAUUGCUGGCUAUUGUGUUGCUGCUGGACUGUGUAGGAUCUGGUCGGGGGAGGCACGACAUCAUCACUGAUGCAGCAUCCUUCAGGGCACAAAGCUACAGCACCAGUGGAACCUAUGCACUCAGACCAUGACUCAUUUGACAAUGCCCAGCCCAGGGGUGACACCAUAGACCACCACAUUAACCUGGACUGAGAGAAAAAGGUCAUACAGUGCAGUCCGUAAGUAAUUGGGUGAUCUGUGUAGAAAUUACAUCCUUUUUUAUCCAUCGUCUUGCCAUUUUAAGGGACCAAAGGUCAUUGGACAGUUGG